Messenger RNA from Monoraphidium neglectum, 1232 nucleotides. Its product is annotated as 3-hydroxy-isobutyryl CoA hydrolase. The annotation marks the transcript as partial. The record is from RefSeq and is a predicted model, not a curated record. NCBI's taxonomy places the organism in Eukaryota, Viridiplantae, Chlorophyta, Chlorophyceae, Sphaeropleales, Selenastraceae. Gene Ontology annotation, molecular function: 3-hydroxyisobutyryl-CoA hydrolase activity. Gene Ontology annotation, biological process: L-valine catabolic process. The transcript has 9 exons.
AUGGCGGCCGCUGCGCCGAGCAGCGAAGAGGUGUUGGCCACGGUAUCAGACGGCAUCGGCGAAAUCACCCUCAACAGGCCUGCGGCGUUGAACGCCCUGAACAUCAACAUGAUACGCCGCCUGCUGCGUGUGUACGCGGAGUGGGGGCGCCCCGGCAGCGGUGUCAACUGCAUCGUCGUGCGAGGCGCAGGAGGGAAGGCCUUUUGCGCCGGCGGCGACGUCAAAUCCAACGUGCUCGCCGCGCGCUCCGGCGACACCGCCUCCGCCCUUGAGUUCUUCCGGGAGGAAUACACCAUGAACGCUGCCAUCGGGCGCCUGGCGCCGCCCCAUGUCGCGCUCAUCGACGGGAUCGUCAUGGGCGGCGGCUGCGGGGCGUCGAUGCACGGCGCGUUCCGCGUCGCAACGGAGAGGACGCUCUUCGCAAUGCCUGAAACCGCCAUUGGGCUGUUUCCCGACGUGGGCAUGAUGCAGCUGCUGGCGGCCCUUCCUGGGGAGGCCGGCCCCUGGCUGGCGCUCACGGGGGCGCGGCUCAGAGGCCACGAGCUCAAGGAGUUUGGCCUCGCGACCCACUACCUCCCGUCCGCCCAACUUCCGGAUCUCAUCUCGCGCCUCCGCGCGCUCGGUCCCCGCGCCGCCGACCCCUCCGCCGUCUGCGCCGCGCUCGCCGCCGCCGAGGCGGCCGCGGGCCCCUCGCCGCCGCCGUCGCGCGCCGCGGCGCGGCGGCCGCUGGUGGAUUCGCUGUUCGCGUGCGGCAACGGCAGCGUGGGGGGCGGCGUCGAACGAGUGUCGGAGGCCGUGCAGGGGGCGCAGCUGGAGGGAGACGACGAGGCGUGGCGGCGCGAGACGCAGCAGCAGCUGGAGCGGAUGGGCCUCGCGGACUGCCUCGAGGCGGACUGGGCGCUGGUGGGGCACUUUGUGGAAGGGGAGGCGGACUAUUGGGAGGGCGUGCGGGCGCGGCUGAUCGACAAGGACGAGGCGCCGAGCACCUCGCGCGACCGUGCGCGCCCGCCCAACGCCGCCCGCGCCCCCGCCGCGCUGCAGCCGCGCCGCGCCCGCGCCCGGGCACCCGCCAAGAUGAACAAGACCAUGGGGGGCAGCUACCACAACUUGGCGGCGCUGGAGGAGGCGCGGUUCUCGGACGCGCGCCAGGUCAGCACGGGGCCGUCGCCGCUGGGCCAGGCGGCGCAGAGUGGCAGCGCGCUGUCCCUGGACAGCCAGAGCGGGCGCGCCAG